Messenger RNA from Mus pahari (shrew mouse), 1654 nucleotides. It is a transcript of the gene Morn1, whose product is annotated as MORN repeat containing 1. The transcript is spliced from 14 exons. Bases 30 to 1469 code for a protein of 479 amino acids. Lineage: Eukaryota; Metazoa; Chordata; Mammalia; Rodentia; Muridae. The record is from RefSeq and is a predicted model, not a curated record.
AUGGUUGCUAGGGAAACUUUAGCGGCAAGAUGGCGGCAGCUGGUGCUCCGAACCAGGCUUCGCUCCAGCCGCGUCGGCACUCGCCGGGACUGCCGCCGCGAAACGGCUAUGGCGUAUAUGUAUACCCAAAUUCUUUCUUCCGCUAUGAAGGAGAAUGGAAGGGAGGCAAGAAACAUGGUCAUGGGAAGCUAUUGUUUAAAGAUGGAAGUUAUUAUGAAGGCGAAUUUGUGGAUGGAGAAAUCACUGGGGAAGGCUGCCAGCACUGGGCCUGGUCAGGAAACACCUACUCUGGACAGUUUGUUUUAGGAGAGCCUCAAGGGCACGGCAUCAUGAAGUACAAAGCUGGAGGUCGCUAUGAAGGGGAGCUCUCCCAAGGCCUGAGGGAAGGGCAGGGGUUUCUGGAGGACCAGGAUGGGCAGGUAUACCAGGGUUCCUUCCAUGACAACAAGAGACAUGGCCGUGGGCAGAUGAUCUUUAAGAAUGGUGACAAGUACGAAGGUGACUGGGUUCGAGACCAGCGUCAGGGACACGGGGUGCUGUGCUGUGCCGACGGCUCCACAUACAAGGGACAGUGGCACAGUGAUGUCUUCAGUGGACUCGGCAGCUUGGUCCACUGCUCAGGAGUCACCUACUGUGGGAUGUUCAUUAACGGCCACCCAGCAGCACAGGCUAAGAAAAUUGUGAUUCUGGGUCCAGAGGUACUGGAAGUGGUCCAAGGAUCUCCCUUCACGUUGCAUGUACAGCUGCAGCAAGAUGAUGGGGACAUUGCCAAAAGUGAGAGUGGCCGGGUCCUAAGGAUCUCAGCAGGAGUCAGAUAUGUGCAACUCCCAGAAUACUCCGAGGUCAGCUUUUUCAAGAUGGAUGAAGACCACAUGGAGACACCCAUCCAGACCCCGUUUGGGUUCCAGUGCAUUUCCUACCCACUGUCUGCGCCCAUGUCUUGGGGGCCAGAGCCUGGGUCUACUGUAGAAAGUGCCAGAGCUGACCUGCUACUCUCCAAGAGAGACUCAGAGCCUGUGCUGGACUCAGGAGCCUUCCAUGGCCAGGGAGACACCCUCAGCAUCCUGCCAGCCAGGAGACACGAACCCUGCUGUCAGCGAGUGGACCAAGGCUGUGCCGAGUUUGUGGACAUCCUCCUCGGACCCCCUCCGCCUAGCAUGAAGCCUUAUCUGUUCCUGCCCAGCACACUUGAGAAGACUGUCGACAGGCCUAAAGUUGGCCCAAGUUCCCCAGAGGUGCUGCCCACUGCCCAGGAACUUCUAAAAGGCACCAGCAGGCAUGAUGGGACCACAGUAGAGCCAUCGACAGCUGCAUAUCUAGGAGAGUAUGUGCUUAUGGUCUGUGAUGUGACCAGCCCUCCCUUCCUGGGCCACAGGCUGCCCACCACCUUCAAACACCUGCGGAUCUUAGCCGAGGGGGACACCCACUGGCCCCAUGUCCCUGAAGGUCACCCAGAAGCUCUAAACUAGAGGCCACUCUUGGCUGUUGGACAUAAAAGAGGCAGCAAUACCCUCAAGGAAAGGCCACCUUUCCCUGAAUGGAGAUUGAUGCUGCUUCACCUGGGGACCACAUCCUCUAACAACCUGAGAGUUAGGGCUGGUCCACGUGAGCCCCACAGCUACUGAUGUCAAUAAAACUCUAAAUAUCAACCCUG